UCAUACGCCGUAAAGGCUGAAUUGGGGAGGUACGCGGUGCACGGAAGCGAGCUAAGAGAGCCGUUGUUGUCGAGCCAGACAGCACGGAUCUACAAGCCGCAGGCUCGGGGUAGGUUACUCCCGAGAGCCGCGAUAGAGCUCACAUAGUUGGCGUGCGUGUAGAUGCUGCAGACAAACGGACGGCUGCACAAGUGAGACAAUGACCGCGCAAACAGUGCCUUGGGCACUGCUCUGCCUCGCCGCCCUGGCUGCAGUGACGUCCGCUCAAGAAGGAGUUCGAGGACAGAAUCAAUUUGAAGAAUCUAUGCUAUCGAACCAACAGGACAUAGCUGUAGCGGAUGAGAAAGCAGGACCAGCUUACGCUGCGCAACCCAUGGGCAUGGGCAUGGUAUCGGGCGUGCCGGGACCACGUGGACCCAUCGGACCGCCCGGACAACCGGGCCCUCAGGGAUUCCCGGGACCACGCGGAGAGCCUGGAGACCAAGGACCGCCUGGCUCAACAGGCCCGCGCGGUACCCCUGGCCCCAUGGGACCUUCAGGCUUGGAUGGUGACGAGGGGCUGAUGGGAGAGACCGGCCCACCCGGACCCACCGGAAACCCCGGAGACUCCGGCCGCCCAGGGAUCCCAGGACUUCCAGGACCGAAGGGACAUCGGGGUAUGCCCGGCCGCCAGGGAACACGGGGAUUAGAGGGACGUUCCGGAGACAAGGGAGAGGCUGGCCCAGUAGGCGCUCCGGGCACUACAGGACCUAUCGGACCAGCGGGCGCUCCCGGCGAGCGGGGAAGGGAUGGCUCUCAGGGCGCCUCGGGAUUGCCCGGUACGGACGGCAAAAGCGGAGAGCGUGGGCCACCGGGCAAUAUCGGACCACCCGGACCUCCAGGAUUCCCGGGCGCUAAUGGCGCCAAGGGAGAUGCAGGACAGAACGGACCACGUGGAUUGAUCGGUUUACCCGGCCCGGACGGCCAAAACGGAAGCCCCGGGCAGCCAGGAGAGCCAGGGCCCUCAGGAAUGCCAGGUGUUGACGGGGAUCCAGGCUCAAAGGGUGACCAGGGCAACGCAGGACAGAGCGGCGCAACGGGUUUCCCCGGACCACAGGGACCACCGGGACUCUCAGGGGCCGCUGGGGCGCCUGGACCCAAAGGAGAAUCUGGCAAGGACGGACUUCCGGGCGCCACUGGGGAACCAGGCACGCGUGGGUCGCCAGGAAAUACGGGCGACAGGGGCCUUCCCGGUCUUGCCGGCUCUCCAGGAAACAGGGGCCCAGUUGGAGCACAAGGAACUCCCGGACCUUCAGGAAACCAGGGAGAACCGGGAGCACCAGGUAUGCAAGGCGUGCCAGGGGCAUCGGGACCCCCGGGCAUCCCCGGCCAUGACGGAGAACGCGGACCUGACGGCGAGAGGGGCGAGCAGGGUGCACCGGGCCAACAAGGCUCGAUGGGACCAGUAGGACCGACCGGACCCAGGGGUAUCUCUGGCCCUUCCGGAAACGACGGCCGCCCGGGACCUACCGGUUCUCCGGGGCCGGCAGGCGAGAGUGGGAAGGACGGUGAGCAGGGGACGCAGGGACCGCCAGGUAUGCCGGGGUCAUCCGGAAUGCCAGGACCCAAAGGAGACCAGGGAUCAGACGGGCGAUCAGGUGAGAGCGGACCCCCAGGGCCACAGGGACGAAGAGGCGAGAGAGGAAUCCAGGGCGAGCAAGGAAUAAUCGGACAACCGGGAACAGGCGGACCGAGCGGCGAGGUCGGGGAGCCGGGCAGACAAGGAGAACAGGGUAUUGCUGGGCCCUUAGGACCGCCUGGUGUGCCUGGUGAGAGCGGAAGAGCCGGGGAGCCCGGAGAGACGGGGCCGUCAGGAGAGCCUGGCGCGCCGGGGGAACGGGGUAACUCAGGUUUUCCGGGCGAGCCAGGAUCCCCUGGACAGAGGGGCGCCUCGGGUGAGCGGGGACCGCAGGGUGUGCCUGGGGAAUCGGGACCAGAGGGACCGGACGGGCCUCCUGGGCCACGCGGUGAGCCAGGUACUCAGGGACUCUCUGGAUUACCCGGCGAGCCGGGACCACCGGGAAGUGUAGGACUCAAAGGAAACCGAGGUUCGCCAGGCAGUCGCGGAAACGACGGAGUACCGGGUGAGUCCGGCGUCAUGGGCCCGGUUGGACCCCCGGGGCAAACGGGGCCUCAGUCCUUCAUCAAACCGGAAAAGGGCGACCGCGGUGUUUCCGGGGAGCCGGGUUCUCCAGGUGUUCCUGGCGAGGGCGGCGUCAUGGGUUUCGCUGGAGAAACGGGAUCGGUCGGUGCACCUGGGCCCUCGGGUCCGCCAGGUGAGCCAGGAGCUCCCGGAGAGACGGGCGUGCCGGGAAUGAGAGGAGACCGCGGUAAUCCAGGCUAUACAGGUGAACAAGGAAUUCGCGGAGAACCGGGCCUGCCAGGCGGGGAGGGACGCAAGGGAGGACGCGGCGAUCAGGGGCAGGUGGGGCUGACGGGAACCCCGGGAUCCCCAGGACGCCAGGGACCAACCGGUGUGGACGGCGAACCCGGGUCUGUGGGAUCCCCAGGGGCAACGGGCUCUCCAGGACCUAUUGGCUCACGAGGAGAAGUCGGACCGCCAGGCCCGCCUGGAAAGGACGGAGCACCGGGGCUGAAUGGCCAGGACGGACAGACGGGCGACAGAGGAAAUACCGGACCACAGGGACUGACGGGCCCACCAGGUGUGCCAGGGCCGCAAGGAGAACGCGGAAUGACAGGAUUCCCUGGCCUCCAGGGCGCCCAAGGACCAUCAGGACCAUCAGGAGAACCGGGAAUGCCGGGCGAGGAGGGCCGGAACGGUGCAGACGGCAAGCCAGGACUCCCAGGUGCUCCAGGACCAAUGGGGCUAACCGGAUUUGAGGGAGAACAGGGACCACCAGGACCAGCGGGUCAGGACGGCGGACCAGGCGCUCCUGGGCGGCCUGGAGAAAAAGGCGACAGCGGGUCCGUUGGACAGCCAGGCCUCCAGGGUCAACCCGGACCACAAGGACCCCCCGGUGCAAGUGGCAUGGCCGGGGCACAGGGCGAGCGCGGGGAACGAGGUGAGCGGGGAGGUUCCGGUCCCAUGGGCGCUCCAGGAAACCAGGGUCCACAGGGUGCCCCUGGCUCUAAUGGCGAGAAAGGUGAUGCUGGACGGCAGGGGGGAAAGGGCGACAAGGGUUGGCCUGGUAUGCCCGGUCUUCAAGGACCACCAGGACCGCCUGGCCCCUCAGGGGAGUCAGGCCGGCAAGGACCUCAGGGACCACCUGGACCACAGGGCCAGGCCGGCUCCCGAGGCUCAAACGGCAAGGACGGACCGCAGGGACCAGUUGGAUCCCCAGGACUCAGUGGACCACGCGGUCCACAAGGUAACGACGGCCCACAAGGUCAAUCCGGCCCAGCAGGACCACCAGGACCACCAGGCCCACCUGCAUACGCGCCUCAGUACCAACAGGCCGCAUACGCUAACAACUACAAGGGACCCGCCGACUGGGAGUCUGGUUAUCAGUAUGACCAACCACAGGCUGACAUGGCCCCGGAACCGGACGAGGAUGUACUCGUGAACCUGAACUUCAUUCUGAACGCCAUCGAUUCUAUGAGGCGGCCGCUAGGCACCAAGGCGGCACCAGGACGCUCGUGUGAACAUAUCCGCCGCACUAGCACUCUGGCGCUCAAAGACCACGGUGAGUUCUACAUUGACCCCAGUGACGGCAGUUUUGAUCCAAUCAAAGUUAAUUGUAUUUUCCACGAGAGAUACGCUGAAACGUGCAUCUCGAGCCAAACACAGUUCGGAGAUUACCAAAAGUUCAAGGGGCGAACGACGGCAGUUUGGAUGUCGGAGCACGCUACCGGAAAAGAGCUGAAGUACACUAUGCCGUCGAGACAGUUGGCUAAGCUACAGCUGGAUAAUGACAUUGCCACUCAGACGUUCACGUUCCGCUGCCAGAAUACCUUGAUUGCCGGCGCCCAGAUGAUGGCUAACGACGAGAACGUUCAGUUUAUCGAUACCUCCUCACCCCGAUACCUCAGCUCCACUUACAUAGAAAAGAUUGCGGACGACUGCUCGAUGGACACUAAUAAGUGGGGUAAGGCCGUGUAUAAGCUCACGACGAAGCGGCCGGCAGUUCUUCCGGUGACAGAUAUCCUUCUGUAUCCCGUGGGUGAUGAGAACCAGAAGGUGGAGCUGCAGGUCGGAGAGGUCUGCUUCCGGCACGACCUGUAACCAGCUAAACCAAGCCGCACUAUACUGAUUGUUGGCUUGUCGUAAAUGCUUUGUGUAAUAUACGAAACAUCUAAAGUCACGGAAUAUUGACUUGUUCCACAAAAAGAAGGAACAUCACUAGAAACUAUCAGUACUGAAGGCCGUCAAUCUAAAAUGGUGUUAUUGUAGUUGUUUGAAAUAUCGAAUAGUUGUAAAUAACCUACUUAAUGUUAAUUCAGCAUAAGACGGCUUGUGACAAUUUGUUUAUUAUGAUAAAAUGUUUCAAAGCAAAUGUGGAUAAUGAUAAGUGUGAUCACGCAAGGGGAGAAUCCAGGGACGCAGAGAUAUCAGUAAAAACGCCCAUCGUUCAUGUCCACCCACUCUCUCCGGGUGGGAAACACGCUUACACAAUUGAUCUCGAUUAGGUAGAUUUUCAUGAUGAGUGGUAGAUGUUGUUAUUUGGCCAUAUGUGACGAAUUUUCAAUCAGUAGCCAUUUCAGUAUAAAUCAUGGCAACUUUCCCUGUCUUGGCUAUGUUUUGAAAAUUCAAGCGCAGAUACUGUGAGGACAUCAUUUUUGAACUUUAUCAUGGCAAACUAACCGGAGUAAUUUCUUCUUUCUGAAGAAUGGUAGAUGCACUGAUACUAAAUAGUUUAUGAGCCCAUCUCUAUCCGUCCAUGUAUAUGUUUUGAUCUGUGUUAUUGAUGACACGUGUUGUACGUGCGUAACUUAUUCUUAAACGUCGUCUGUAACUCGGAUAAUCAAUGAGGUGUGAUCAGGGGCCGGGGCGGCGGGCGGCAAAUAGGCCGUCGUUAAAAGACUCUAAGAUGCGGCAGUGGAUGCUAGUCUUGUUGCACGCGGCCAUUUUUUUGCAAACAAUAUAUAUCAUCUUACCUACUCGGCGUCUGGAAAACAAACAAUACAAAACAGAAGCUCUUUUAGCAGAAAGUUGAUGCCAUUCAACACAUGUUUUUGUAAUUUAUAGAGCUGUUUUUAUUAACACUGGCAGCAAUUUUUAUGACUUGAAGUCUGGAACUGAAAGAUAAGACGCCGGUGUUGUAACAUGAGAACUAUGUGUGUGACUCGGUGAGCCAUGAAGCUCAGCGGACCGCCUCACGUGAGAGCAUCUAGGCCGGGCAUCCGGGUCGUGAGAGACAGCAGUUUUUGCCGAGCCUUCCCUCAGCUGCCACCUGCAAACCUGGCGUCGCUGAUUUAUUGCCGACUCGUGCAUUACCCAUGUAUAUGUUCAUAUGUUUACUAUAAUUUUCAUUUCAAUUUGUUUCACUGGCAAAGAACUUAUUAUGUUCUUUGUUGUGCGAACAUGUGUUAUCUAGCUUGUAUAGUCGACUGCGCGAGAAGGCAGCCCUUCAUGUCGGUGUUACAUGCAUGGUCAUUGAAGUCAUUCCCUCUAUGAAGGCUUUACGCAUGCGCGCCGCGAGGUCUCCACUUCCUGGUAGACACGCGAGUGUGCACGAGGAAUUGAAGCACGAUUUGGUCUUUCUGUGAUGAUAAGGUGCUUCCAUAUGUGAUAUUUUAUGUUUCAGUAUUCAAAUACUUUUUUUUAUAUUUUGCUUUGCCAAUGAUAUGUAAUUAUUCGUAUAUUAUUUUUGUAAAAGUAUACUUCUAUCAAUUGAACAUGUACCAUAAAGUACUCAUUUUUAGUUUCAUCCAAGAUGAUGGUUUGACUUAAGCUAAAUAUUUUUGUUUUCUCUUUUUGAAAAUGCCUCAUUCAAGGUUGUUUUUCUAUGCUUUUUGUUUCUUUUGUUUUGUUGAAAUGUGAAUGAAUGUGUGAACAUGCGGAGUUUUUGUGUCAGCUGAUAUAAAAACAAUAAACAUAUUAUAAGA
Messenger RNA from Mya arenaria, 6045 nucleotides. RefSeq names its product collagen alpha-1(I) chain-like. NCBI's taxonomy places the organism in Eukaryota, Metazoa, Mollusca, Bivalvia, Myida, Myidae. The transcript is spliced from 44 exons. Bases 200 to 4222 code for a protein of 1340 amino acids. Gene Ontology annotation, molecular function: extracellular matrix structural constituent. The record is from RefSeq and is a predicted model, not a curated record.